Knipowitschia caucasica is the source of this 852-nucleotide messenger RNA. NCBI's taxonomy places the organism in Eukaryota, Metazoa, Chordata, Actinopteri, Gobiiformes, Gobiidae. The record is from the annotation of a GenBank genome assembly.
AUGCUUUGGGGACCUCAGGGACCUCAGGAACCUCAGGACACACUGAACAAACACAGGCGAGGAGCUACAUACAGCCUGGGCCUCAGAGCAACAUACAGCCUGGGCCUCAGAGCUACAUACAGCCUGGGCCUCAGAGCUACAUACAGCCGGGGCCUCAGAGAUACAUACAGCCUGGGCCUCAGAGCUACAUACAGCCUGGGCCUCAGAGCUACAUACAGCCGGGGCCUCAGAGAUACAUACAGCCUGGGCCUCAGAGAUACAUACAGCCGGGCCUCGGGGCCUCAGAGCUACAUACAGCCGGGCCUCAGAGCUACAUACAGCCGGGCCUCGGGGCCUCAGAGCUACAUACAGCUGGGCCUCAGAGCUGCAUACAGCCGGGCCCCAGGGCCUCAGAGCUGCAUACAGACGGGCCCGGGGCCUCAGAGCUGCAUACAGCCGGGCCCCGAGGCCUCAGAGCUGCAUACAGCCGGGCCUCGGGGCCUCAGAGCUGCAUACAGCCGGGCCUCGGGGCCUCAGAGCUACAUACAGCCGGACCCCGGGGCAUCAGAGCUGCAUACAGCCGGGCCCCGGGGCCUCAGAGCUGCAUACAGCCGGGCCUCGGGGCCUCAGAGCUGCAUACAGCCGGGCCUCGGGGCCUCAGAGCUGCAUACAGCCGGGCCUCGGGGCCUCAGAGCUACAUACAGCCGGGCCCCGGGGCCUCAGAGCUGCAUACCUGCCCCAUACACAAACCUCCGUGUUGUUCCAGAUAAGAACAUACCGUACAGAGUCUGCUCCAAACCGGUUCUCGUCCUCGCAGCACAGACAGGUCAGAGCCCUGAGGGGGCGGGGCUUAAGGCUCACCGUGCGCUCUGA